AUGGUUGUAUUGACCCCAGAAGAAGUUGCUAAAGCCUUGGUGAAGAGUUACUACUUCCACCUCUGCAAUGAUCGGAAAGAUGUUCACAAGUUCUAUAGGGACUCGAGCAUGUUCUGCCGGCGAGGACCCGAUGAGGUCAUGAACCAGUGGACAACCUUGGAAGCCAUUGAUGAUCAUGUUGUUUCUUACUUUAAUUGUAAGGGGUGUGUUUUAGGUAUUGAUGCUCAAUUAUCUAUAGGCCUUGGAGUUCAUGUUUUGGUCGUUGGUUGCAUGGAUGAUGACAGCAACACCAAGAGGAAGUUCAUCCAAUCAUUCGUCCUGGCCCCUAUGAAUAAACCCAAGGCUUAUUUUAUUUUGAACGAUGUUUUGAGAUUUCUUGAUGAGGAAGAAACACCCAAGACUUUACCAGCUGAUAUUACUGCCCCUAACGAGACUGUUAAAGAAGUUGAGGAUGCUACUGCUACUGCUACUGCUACUGCUGCUGCAGCUGCUGCUCCUCCCAAAGAGGCUUCUCUAACAGCUGUGAAUGCAUUGAAUGAGAACACUGCUCCCGAAGAAGGUGCUAAAGCCUUGGUGAAGAGCUACUACUUCCACCUCUGCAAUUUUCCGGAGCAAGUUCACAAGUUUUACAAGGGUUCAAGCAGAUUGAGUCGGCAAGGACCCAAUGGGGUCAUGAAUCGUUGCACAACCUUGGAAGCCAUUGCUGAUCACUUUUCCUCCUACUCUAAUUGCAAGGACUGCGACCUUCUUUCUAUUGAUGCUCAAUUGUCUAUAGGCCUCGGAGUUCAUGUUGUGGUCAUUGGUUGCAUGACUAUGGACAAUGACGCCAACACCAAGAGAAAGUUCAUCCAAUCAUUCGUCCUGGCCCCUAUGAAUAGACCCAAGGGUUAUUUUAUUUUGACUGAUGUUUUGAGAUUUCUUGACGAGGAAGAACCGCUAAAGACCUAUAUCAAAAGAGUUGAUUCGACUGCUGAACCAAACUCAGAUCCUUUGCCAGCUGAUAUUGUUGCCCCUAGCGAAUCUGUUCAAGAAGUUAAGGAUGCUACUGCUGCUGCUGCUGCUCCGAAGAAGUCUUUUCUAACUAUUGUGAAUACAUUGAAUGAGAACAAUGCUCCGUUCAAGGCUCACCCGGCGAGGAAACCUGGCUUGGGAUGGAAGAAAAACGGAAGGCACGUCGAUACAGAUAAGGGAAAGUCGGUCUUUGUCGGGAACUUGGCCAUGGGUGUAAAAGCCGAAGAACUUCACAGAGCUUUCAGGAAAUUCGGACCGAUUAAGCCAAAUGGGGUUAAAACUAGAUCGGGUAUGCACAACAGAUGCUAUUCCUUUAUCGAAUUCGAGUCUACCAGUUCAGCACAAAGUGCCAUCCAAGCUUCUUCCAUCACAAUUGGCAACCAAAAAGCUUAUAUCCAAGAGAUGAAAAGCAAGCUUCCAUCAGGCUCCAGCAUUGGCAAUGGCAAUGGAGAAGAUAAUCUCACCAGGCACAAUGAUGAACCUGGAAAUUGA
Molecule: messenger RNA, 1503 nt
Organism: Theobroma umbraticum
Lineage: Eukaryota; Viridiplantae; Streptophyta; Magnoliopsida; Malvales; Malvaceae
Source: RefSeq, a predicted model, not a curated record